Messenger RNA from Panicum virgatum (switchgrass), 1581 nucleotides. RefSeq names its product protein POLAR LOCALIZATION DURING ASYMMETRIC DIVISION AND REDISTRIBUTION-like. The record is from RefSeq and is a predicted model, not a curated record. Gene Ontology annotation, biological process: asymmetric cell division. The transcript is spliced from 4 exons. The coding region runs from base 122 to 1177 and encodes 351 amino acids. NCBI's taxonomy places the organism in Eukaryota, Viridiplantae, Streptophyta, Magnoliopsida, Poales, Poaceae.
CCACCCGCUCCAAUUUGAAAACCGCUUUCCUCCUCGGCUUUCCUCCCCUUCUCGGAGAACCUCUCUGCUUUGCUCGCGCACCAUCUCCUCGGGCGGCGCGCCUCGCCGCUCGCCGGGCGCCAUGGCUGCUGCCGCCGCCUCCGAGGUGAGGGUCGCGAGCAGGAGGAUCGUCGACUACCUCAACGACGGCGAGGAGCUCGGGGUCGAGGGCGCGGGGGCGGGGGCGGAGACGCCGCCGUGCACCCCCGCGGCGGCGGCGAGGUCGGUGCUGCCGAAGUUCAGGUGGCCACGGCUCGCCAGGCUUGGCAAAAAGGGCGGCGCCGCGAACGGGAAGGGGAAGGGGAAGGGGAAGGAGGAGGCCGAGGUCGUGGCGGAGAGGCGCGACGACGACCCGCCCAUGGCCGCGUCUACCUCAGCUCGCGAGCCCGCGGCCGCAACCGACGCGAAGCACCCGGACCUCGGCGUCGGGCUGAGCCUCGUGUUCCUCCUGGCCAAGACGUCCGACGAGUUCAGCAAGAUGGUCAAGGUGCGCGCGGAGAUGGAGGCGCUCCUGAAAGAGAUCAGAGACGAGGUCAGGAGCAAGGACCGCCACGGCGAUGCACCGAAAGCUAGCAACCGCGAGUCCACCACGUCGAGCUGCGUCACCGACGGGAACGACCGGAGCUCUAGUGCCGGCGUGGAGUAUCGGGCCGGUACGUCAGGCGUGGAGCCGGCGAGCUGCGAGAAAUCGUUCCAGGAUGGUGGUUGCUGCGCGAGGAUGGACGACGUGCUCGAGGAGGAGUUCCACGCCGAGCUGGAGAUGCUUAAGGUUAAUUACGGUUCAGAGACCCCGUCAGUUCUGCCUCAAGAAGAAGAUGAUGAAGAAGAACACUAUUCAGAGACAUACGAUGAGAUGGAAGGCUACGGAAAUGGAGCUGAUGACGAUUCAGGGGACGUUGUUGAGGACGAUGAACAAGAGGACGACGACGAUAAUAAUGCCUAUUAUAAUGGAGUUUCUGCUGUUGAGCUGGAGAGGAGGCUCCACGAGCUUCUCCAUCAAAGGAACCAGGACCGGAUCGAGGAACUGGAAGCCGCGCUGCGACGUGCGGAGAAGAAGCUCGUCGAGAAAGAAAUGGAGGUGUCUCUGUGGAAGGACACAGCUAAAUCGGCGCUGAGACAAGACAAUGAGCUGCAAUGAGGAGAUUGCGUGGAGUUGACAUACCUCUUGUACACAAUUCAUCGGUUGUACAGGACCACACGCGAAGGAGAAUUCUGGGCAAACUUCCGAGUUUGCUACGGUCAACUGCAGAAUGGAUCUUCUGCGGAAGAUAUAAUAGUGAACCUGUUCAUACCAAAGCUUAGUAUUAGCCUCUUAGAUUGCCGGGGCACGUUUUGACUUUGGGUAAAAUCAGUAGAAUACUGCCUAUGUUAGCCUGACUGAUGUACGAAUCCUUGGGCAUUUGACACUGCAAGUUUUAGCAUAUCUAGAUGGGCAUGGCUUAGAUCACAUGUGAAAAAUCUGGCUUCUUAGGGUGUGCCACUAUUUUUUAGAGAAAAGGGAUGUCCCCGCUUUAUUUCAACGAAACAAAGCAAAGUUCAGCA